Messenger RNA from Solea senegalensis (Senegalese sole), 4876 nucleotides. Its product is annotated as dapper homolog 1-like. Gene Ontology annotation, biological process: negative regulation of canonical Wnt signaling pathway. The record is from RefSeq and is a predicted model, not a curated record. The transcript is spliced from 3 exons. The coding region runs from base 179 to 2248 and encodes 689 amino acids. Gene Ontology annotation, cellular component: cytoplasm. NCBI's taxonomy places the organism in Eukaryota, Metazoa, Chordata, Actinopteri, Pleuronectiformes, Soleidae.
GUGAGAUGGGUUCAAGCCCGACAGCGGUGAGUUGAGCAGCCGCAGCCUGCAGCUGAUGCCGUUUCACUGUAGAUAUCCAGAGAAUCUGCGGAGAUUGGGUCGAGCAUUAAGUGGACACAUACUGAGCCUCCUUUUGUCUGGACAGUGGGGGAGAAACGAAACAUAACGGGGAGGCUCCAUGUCGUUACAAGAACUCCCGGGCUCGUUUGGAGUCAUGUUCCCUGCGUUCUCUCUGCCGAUGAAAGCGGAGCGCAGUCGAAAUAAGGAGCGGUUGGAGGCCAGUCUGGCCGGCCUGUGUGAGCUGGAGCUGCUGAAGCAGAGGCAGGAAUGCAGGGUGCUGAGCGCUCUCUGCCUCGGGGACGUUCCUCUCUCUGGGCGUCCGCCUUGGGGAGCGCUACGGUCGGCCCGCUGCGCACUGGACGCACCGAGCAGCAACGCAUCGGAUGAAAAUGGCUUCAGGCUCCAGAAUAGCAGUCUCCAGGCUUCUUCUCCCGCGGGUGUUAGGUCAUCUUUGGAACAGCAGGUGGCGGAGCUGAAGGUGAACACUGAGGUCAGAUCAACAGAACCGCCCACGGAUCUGGAGAGCAAGAGAUUCAGCUCAGGAGAGGUCCAGGUGAGUUGCCAACAUCGAUCUCCUGAACCAAACUACCUGCGUUCCCUCUCCACCACUGUGGGGACAGGGGAGACAGAGACGAGAGAAUCCUGGCAGUCGGACACAACGAGACAAGCUAUGGUUACCGAUGCCUUUGGGGAGGUGAGGGACGUGGAGCUCGGUCAAGAGAAUCAACAACAAACUCAAAAAGUAGAGACUUAUCUGUUCGGAUUGAUCCAACGCCGAGCUCUACCGCCACGCCCCACCAAGCCCCGCACCAGCCUGGCUCACGAUACCCGAGCUGUCACUGUGGCGAGACAGAGUAGUUUAUGUCGCAAGGAGGACCAUCAUUCACCACCAAAGCAGGUGUCCACUCAGCUGAGCUCAUCUCCACCCGUGUGUCCAGACAGGACUGCUCCACAGGCUUGCCACAACCCAGAUCAGGAGCGUUAUCUGGGGAUAGAGUUUAACGAAGAUCCUCCACCCCCGUACCACCACAUUCAAAGUGUCCAUCAUCAGACAGGGUUUUAUCACAAGCCCAGACAGGCCUCAGGGGUUAGCACCUCCCGUUCAGCCUCCCCAGACUAUCCAUCCUGUGGUGUGCAACAAACCCAGCAAGACUCCAGCAAUAGUGAGAAUGAUUCACCACAACAUUUCCACAACUACCAUCCCCACCCAGCUCAGUCAAAGCCUCAGCAUCCCACCACUCCUGAUGAACAGCUGGUAAACGCAGAAUAUAUUCCCGCCCAGCCUUGCCAUGCCUCCACCAGAGCUUAUGCCCACCAACACUCCAACCCCCACAAGGGAUCUGGCGCACCCAAACCCAACAGAAGUGCGUUUCCGCCAGAAAGAGGCAAUAAUCACGAAGAGCAGCAGCCAACCGCGUCUCAGAUCCAACCCUCCAGAUGCCGAGGGGGUCCAAAGAAGUGUCGUAUGAAUGAAGAGAGGAGUAGUGCCAGUAGGAAGCCGGGGAAGAAGGCAUGUCGCUCUCAGUCAGAAAACAGUCUGCAAAGGGUUCCAGAGCGCAAGUACAACACAGUCGAGAGAGAUGGUGGAGGAAGUGGAAGCGGAGGGAGGGGAAGCCGCAGUAGUCAGUCCAAGAGCAAGAAACAACAGCCGGGGAGUGGUAGCUACCGGCGCUGGCAGUCCUCCCUCGAGCUGAGCCAAGAUGAAGCUGAGCAGCAACCCAUGCAGGCACCUGUUCAAGGCUCCUCAGCUUCAAACCAAAGGGACCAAAGGCGCACGCGGAAAUCCCGUUCCACGCAGCCGUCGUACGCUUACCCGCACCGCAGCCAAAAUCACCACCAUCACCACUCCCACCAUCAUCAGCAUAUGGAGUACCACUUAGAGAGGGAUCAAGUGCCACUGUGUAAGCCCAGUGUAGACUACCAUCAUCAAGGCCAGGGCGAGUCGGAGUCGAGCAUGAGCGAGGCCGACUCUCCAGAUUCCAGCUCCACGUCCAGUGACUCAGAUGAGAGCGGCGGUCUGGUCUGGCCCCAACAACUGCCCCCUCAACUGUCCCUCCCAUCACCUCCUGCUCCGCCUGGAGCUCCUCUUCAGCCCAAAGCUUUUGUCAAGAUUAAAGCCUCGCACGCCCUUAAGAAGAAGAUCCUACGCUUCCGCACCGGAUCGCUGAAAGUUAUGACCACUGUAUAAAGUGGAAUAAUGGCCAAAUUGAAGAAACAAACUGUGAAUAUGAAACAAACAAAUAAGAUGUUGACAUGGCAGUGCUAUGGUGGCAUAUCAGCACAUUGUUAUUACAAUAUCAGCCAUCAAAGAUUUGUAGUCAAACUGCUUUAUCUUUUAGAUAAGUUAAGUUUAAUCGGUUAAGUUGCUAAAAGGUUAGCCCGCUCUAAUUUGCUCACAUUGACUCCAAAAUGUCUAUUCACACACCACGGUUAGAUAAUCAGAUUGCUAACGAGACUGACAGCUCACGGACAAUCGUUCCUAGUCGGCACAUGAUUGGCAGUUGCAAAGUGUGAACUAUCCAAGGUCACGACGUGAAAAUGCGCCAAAGAUCCCAGACAGCGCUACGACGGUUAGAAGUUCAGUGGUCAACCCAUCGAUAUGAAAACCAAAUUAAGUCUGGUUUUUGCGCUUCUUGUGUCAUAAAGUGCGAACGUGUCGCCUACAUCUCCAGUUACACUACAUGUUUCAAAGUAUUAGCCAAGGAUAAAAGGAGGAUUGUCACACCAGAGAGCUUAAGAGCGCUCCACUGUUUAAAAUUAGCCGCCGAAAACAUAACAAAGUGAAACCAUUUGUUAUUACAGCUGUCAACAUCAGAGCACGGACACACUGUGACGGCAGUGAGGGAAUGUUAUAAAGCGUUAUAAAGCCUUGCCAAAGACUUUAUGUGGGAGUUGGGUGACAGGAUGUGAGAGCCGUGGAGAUGGACUAAGAGAAUAUUGGACAGUUGGAGAUGUUCACCUCAAUGGUAAAGCAACUGCCAUGAAGUUUCCUUGCCAAACCAUGUGAAUAGAGUGGUAUAAUCUAAGAAAGUAAACAUUUUUGCUAAAGGUCUUGACAUGGUGAGGAUAUGGACAACAGAGUUCACCUCGUAGUUUUGCUUCAUAGUCUUAUUUUAGUUAUUUAUUUUGAAUUUAGUUGAUUUUGUUUUUCAACGUUGUGUUAAGCAGACUCAAUUCUGAGGUUGUCACACACACAGAACAUGUGUUAUUAACCAUGCAGCCACAAAAACUCGCCAACAGUAUUCUUAUAGAGUUGAAGCAGACUCAGUUCAAGCUUUGAUAGAGCUUUCACAGCAGCCCAGUGAACUAUAUUAACCUGGUAAACACACACACACAGUCUUGGCUCAAAGUGUUUAUGAUUUCCAUAAGACAGAAAUGCAAUAUAUGCAAACGACGAUAGAGGCUGGAUAAAGUGAAGACUGGGGAGGCUUGUUUUGGCCCCAUUCAAUAACAACCCUGGGCGGUGAUCCUCAGCUCUGAACUCAGCUCUAGAAAAAAAAAAUCAAUCCAAGUUUUCUUCAUCACAACAUUCCAAUGAAAGGGAAGGUGUGUUUGUUUUGGGGGAAAAAAGGCUGGCUAGCAUCUUUAGCCUAAAAUAGGUGUUGCCAAAGAGCUGCAGAACACCUGAUGUUAGCUUAGAGGUUUUGGUGAGUGUGGCCGCAGUCGCACCCAAAGACAGUUUCGAGGUCUAUAUCUCUACCAUUCACUGCGUUGCGUUUUCUAUUUUGCAAAACGCACAGUCUGAAUUCUGCAAACUUUCCAAACUUUCACAAGUGGAACUCUAAAACUCAGAAUUUCUACAUGGAAAAUUGUGUCAGGACAUCCAAAAAGUCAGAGCGCAAAGAAAUUCGAAGGCGGUGAAUAUGACGCAGGUGUGUUGAAAUGAGCUAUAACUCUGUUUGAACGCUGCCUUUUUUUCACAGGGUCCAGUGGUUGUGAUGGUACAGCUGAGGCUCAGUAACGAAACUCACUGAUAUCUCUACUUAAGUACUAUAUAAGGUAUUAAAUAAAGUAAUAUUUGUUUUUCUGGCACCUUGUCAGGCUGAAUGUUGAGUAUUGGACUUUAAAAUAACAAAGUGUCUUUUUUUGCGCCGAUGACACGCAGGACAUGACGUGACAGGUCUGCACUACUAAUACCUUUUGUUCCUGUCUGCAGAGGAAAGAACGAUACACUUCUCUACAGGACAAGUGUACUUUGUGCUGUAGAGAAGGAAUAAAUCCCAGUGUGUUCUACUGAAAUCUUACAUUUUUAAUCAAUCAUACAGUCAUGUAGCAGUGUGUUUUGUUGAACUCUCUUGGCAGCGCAUUACAAGACCGUUGGAUUCAUGUUUGAAUUCUUUGUCGAGAAUUCUUUGUCAACUUACCCUGCAUGUUUAAAAAAUAAUCACUGGGAUGUCAAAGAAGGAUCCUUUGUGUCUUAGUCCACCCCAUGCUGCUUGUUUUCCUCCCUCCUGUUCUUAUAUGCGCUCUCUUCUCUCUCUUCAUCAUAUGCUCAUUGGAAACACAUUGUUGAAACUGCGAUUUUUGCCUGCAAUGCAACAUGUUUUUCUCAUCAGACUUCAGCUGUUCAAUGUUUUAUGGGCGGAUGCAAAUGUACGAUCGCGACUUCAGACGAUAAAAGGGAGGAGAUGUGAAGGAGAGGAUUGUUAGUGAGCGUACAAAGUGCCUGCAAAUUUGCGGUUGAGAUAAAUCUCGCUGGAUGAAGAAUUGACGUUCAAUCUAAAGGAGUAUUUGUCGUGUACCGUUGCAGCAGACGCAAACCAGUGGCUUGCUUUACAACAAUCUUGAAGGAUUUUAUAUAAAAUAUCACAUUAUA